UAUGCGCUGAGACGGUACGAGUCGGCGUAUAGGAAGGUACGUGCGCGUAUCUGCGGAUACAAGUUGACACUUUUUCCGGAGGAUGAUGAAUUCUUCGAAAAGAUGGGAGGGAGGCUGCGGUGGCUUUCUAGGAAGGCUGUACGGUAUCUGUGCCUCGACCCCAACGACAACGACGACGAGGAAGAGGAGGAAGGAGAAGAAGAGGACGAAGAAGAAGAAGAAGAAGAGGAGGAGGAGGGGGAGGACGAUGACAGAACGGGAAUUUAUGAGGAUAAUCGUCUGGUGGCCACCUUGCGGAGGAAGCUCUACAUUCUUGAGCAAACUUCUCUCGGGGAGGAUGAUGUCUUGCUUCUUCGCUGUCGUCGUCAAGCGAUGGAUACCUCGAAGAAUAUUCGACUGGCCAUCCUUCAUCUUUUGACGAAGGCUAAAGACUACCAGAUCAAGGUAGUCUGUGACCUCCCAGAUUACCAUGUUAUCCCGAUGGCAAUGUGGUUCACUAAGUCAUGGGGAGUCUUUGAUAAUCGAGCUCCCGGUUGUGAUUUCGACAAAGGCCCGUUUUAUUAUACGAAGCACUUCGUGGAAAUUCGCGACCUUCUUGACAUCUUCGGCUUCGUGGUCAAUGUCAAGGAGUCUGUGACUGACUACAGAGUUGAUGAGGUAGAAGAGGGCCUGGGCGAGUUUAUCCGCAAUGCGGAGGGGCACAAACGACUGAUGGCGGAGUUUUUGGAGCCAUUCGAGACGUUGUGGGCCGAGGGAGUGAAGGACAUCAAAUCUUCGCGAUAUGGACGAAUGCCCAAGCUCGGAGCCGUUGUGGAAAGUCGUCUAGCACGCCUUCGUCUAGCACAUUAGUACAGUUAUGAUUAUAGAGGUACAUACUUGGGGAAGGGUUAAGGGAGAGAUGUAGCAAUAUAUAUGCGCUACGAUAUAGCAGAAUCAUCGAUGAGUUAGUCUGGGAAUGGAAAAGCCAAGGGUUCUGGGUAUUUACAUCUGGAAAUAUUAUGUUGUAACUCGUUUCUUGUCGAGCUCUGAGAUCUCUUGUCGCAGGUUAACCUUACCUUUACCCCUGUACCUAUCCUUCAGGCAAAGCACAGGAUGUAAACCGGUUAGGAAGUACAAAUAUGCAAAGCAUUUCCCGUCAUAGUCACUCUACAAGGUGCUGACCGUAACCUUCCCAGAGCCUUCCG
Messenger RNA from Neurospora tetraspora, 1184 nucleotides. RefSeq lists its product as uncharacterized. Lineage: Eukaryota; Fungi; Ascomycota; Sordariomycetes; Sordariales; Sordariaceae. The record is from RefSeq and is a predicted model, not a curated record. The transcript has a single exon. The coding region runs from base 103 to 849 and encodes 248 amino acids.